Molecule: messenger RNA, 634 nt
Organism: Eurytemora carolleeae
Lineage: Eukaryota; Metazoa; Arthropoda; Copepoda; Calanoida; Temoridae
Product: peptidoglycan-recognition protein SC2
Biological process (GO): peptidoglycan catabolic process; innate immune response
Molecular function (GO): peptidoglycan binding; zinc ion binding; N-acetylmuramoyl-L-alanine amidase activity
Source: RefSeq, a predicted model, not a curated record
UCUAUGUGAAAUUGUCGACAAAGAGAAUGAGGGCUUUAAUUCUGCUUCUUGGAUGGAUACAUCUCUCCAUGUCCUGUUCUCCUUGCAGUCCUGUCAGUCUAACAGAGUCUGACAAUUGUAUUAAGAUCUACUCAAGAGACGAGUGGGGAGCCAGGCCUCCAGUUCAGAUCCUGCAGUCAAGCAGUUAGAGAUAUCCAGAACCUUCAUAUGGAUGGAAACAGCUGGUGGGAUAUAGGAUACAGUUUUCUGAUCGGAGGAGAUGGAAGUGUGUUUGAAGGACGCGGUUGGAAUAUUCAGGGAGCCCACACAUCAGGGUUUAACAGUGUUGGAUACGGUGUUUGCUUUCUCGGAGAUUUUACUUUGAAACAACCAACUCAAGCAGCAAUUCAGGCCUACCAUAAUCUGGUAUUCUGUAUGAGGGACCAGAACAAGAUAAGACCAGACUACAAAAUGUUUGGACACAGGCAAACCAAACCUCAAGGUGGAACGGAGUGCCCUGGAGAUACCCUCUACCCAAUAAUACAAUCCUGGCCAGGAUGGGAAGACUGUACUGUCGAGGAUGAGAACUGCUUAUCAAACUCUUAAUAAUAAUCGAUUAAAAAAGUUUAUAAAUAAAAAUCAUAAUUUUGAAAAA